AUGGAUUACAAUAUUCCCUCCAGUUAUCAUGAAUUCCUUAUUCAAAUGGAAUCCUGUGGAUUCAAUGAUGACAGAAUAGAAUUAGCACCUUCCAACUCUGAUCAUGACUCUUUUGAUUCUCCAUCUCCUCCCAUUUUAUUAUCUCGUCCUUCAAGUCUACCUGAUUUACAAACUGCAAUAUAUGAUGGUACUAAAAGUCCAACAAAGGAAGAAUUACAGAAAUGGUCUAUGACUAAAAAAUCCAAUCCUUCAAGUAUACUCCCUCAUCAAUUAUUAAAUCUUAAUUUAAAUUUAGAUAUAAAUUCUCAUUAUGAUAAGUUGACUGGUUCAAUUUAUCAAACUUAUCACACUCAUAAUGAAGUUCCAAUUAUGUCAAGUAAUAAUCUGUCUUUAACUUUUCUACCUGAAGAAUAUAAAGUAUUCUUUCCUAAUGGAAUUUCAAAGUUAAAGCAAUCUCAAUCUCAAUCUCAAUCUCAAUCUCAAUCUCAAUGUGGAAGUCGGUCUCAAUCUCCUUCUCCUCCUCCUCGUAUAUUACCUUUACUGCAUCUGCUUGUAACUUCAACUUCAUCUACGAAUGGUAAAGAAUAUUUACUUCAACCAAAACUUAAUGCUCCAAGGUAUUUAACCACUCAUGAAGAUAUUGAAGAUGAUAGUUACUUUUCAGAUGAUCCAGAAGAUGAAGAGUAUGAAGAUGAAUAUGAUCUUGAAGAAGAUAAUGAAAAUCCUAUUAUGCCAGGAUUAUUUCCAAAGAUGGAUGUUAGAAGUUCAAGAUUCUUAACUUUCGAUAAGUUACCAUUAACUCCUUCAUACGUAUCAAAGUAA
Messenger RNA from Scheffersomyces amazonensis, 822 nucleotides. RefSeq lists its product as uncharacterized. The record is from RefSeq and is a predicted model, not a curated record. Bases 1 to 822 code for a protein of 273 amino acids. The transcript has a single exon. Lineage: Eukaryota; Fungi; Ascomycota; Pichiomycetes; Serinales; Debaryomycetaceae.